Molecule: messenger RNA, 2890 nt
Organism: Aspergillus alliaceus
Lineage: Eukaryota; Fungi; Ascomycota; Eurotiomycetes; Eurotiales; Aspergillaceae
Product: histidine biosynthesis protein HIS4
Exons: 3
Coding region: 177-2783 (868 amino acids)
Biological process (GO): L-histidine biosynthetic process
Cellular component (GO): cytoplasm
Molecular function (GO): metal ion binding; phosphoribosyl-AMP cyclohydrolase activity; NAD binding
Source: RefSeq, a predicted model, not a curated record
UAACACUUAACACUUCCCUCUUUCUCUUCCUCCUUCUCCCCCAAAAAGGCAUUGGGGUUCCAAUCCUGCCUUCUCCUUCAAUCUCCCGAGUAGCCUCUACUCGAUCAAUUAACUCUUGUCCUCCCCUCCGUGUACCCCCCCCCCCAACUACCCCUCCAUCCCCUCACACCACCACCAUGGCUACUCCAUUUCUCGUCUCCUACGACCCUUCCUCCAAUGGCCUAUCACUCAAACAGAUCGCGUACUUCGGUCGUGUUCUGAUUAAGGUUUCCAGCGUCGCGCAAGCCGAAGAUUUCCUACGUCAGAAUUUCCGUCUACUAGAUGUCUAUGUUGAUGCCACCGCCAUCUCCGCUACCGGGGACCUCGUCGAUAUCCUCAACGCCGGUGCCGCUAAGAUCUUUAUUACCCUCGACCAACUGACUGCCCUCUCUCAAGAACAAUCCGUUCCCUCGUCACGACUGGUUGUCUAUACCUCUUCCGACAGCCAGGUAGGCUCCUUCCAGAGUUGGGUGGGUGAAGAUUCCGAGCGCAAGGAUGCCGGCGUUUCCACCAAUUCGUCCGCUGUGAAGGCUUUGGUCGACAAAUUGGGCCUGGAUCCGGAAGCACAGAAUCUCUACAGAACUUAUUCCACCGCUGUCACAGAGGAUGCUUUGAAGGAGACUUUGACUCAGGGUGCUGUGAGCAUUGUGCCUGCGCAAGCUUUGACCCUUGAUCGCAACCAGGCCGACGGCAAGAUUGUCGCCUCUUCUCUUAUAGCAGCUCGUGCAGUAGUUGACCAGAACAACGGCCUUUAUGCCACCACCGUGACUGAUGAAAGAGGAACCUGUCUGGGGCUCGUCUGGAGUAGCGACGAGAGCAUCGCCGAGGCUCUCCGCACGGGCACCGGUGUCUACCAGAGCCGGAAACGCGGCCUGUGGUACAAGGGUCAGUCGAGUGGCGAUGUGCAAGAAUUGAUCAGAGUGGGAUUUGAUUGCGACAGUGAUUGCUUGGUUUUCGUUGUCAACCAGAUCGGUCGAGGCUUCUGUCACCUGGGUACGGCCCGUUGCUUUGGUCCCUACAACGGUCUUUCGCGUCUUCAGAAAACCUUGCAGGCCCGCAAAGCGGAUGCUCCCAAAGGUUCCUACACUGCCAGGCUCUUCAACGAGCCCAAACUCAUCCAAGCCAAGAUCAUGGAAGAAGCCGACGAGCUGUGCCGCGCCAGCACCAAGGAAGAGAUUGCUUCUGAGGCGGCCGACCUCCUUUACUUUGCUCUGACCCGCUGUGUGGCUGCCGGUGUCAGCCUGGAGGAUGUAGAGCGGAACUUGGACCUCAAGAACCUCAAGGUGAAGAGAAGAAAGGGCGAUGCCAAGGGCCCUUGGGCGGAGAAGGUCGGUCUAGCAGCUCCUGCCGCUACCCCCGCCCCUGCCCCCGUAGCCGCCGAGAAGAGCCAGCAAUCGGCCAAGGAGGAGAAAAGCCGCAUCCAGAUGACUCGUGUCAUAACCGCUUCAACCCCCGUAGAAAAAGUUCAGGAUUAUCUAAAGCGUCCCUCGCAGAAAUCCAACGAUGCGAUCGUUGGCCUUGUCCGUCCCAUCAUUCAGGAUGUUCGCGAGAACGGCGAUGCAGGUGUCCUCAAGUAUACCCACAAGUUCGAGAAGGCUACUUCCCUCACAUCCCCCGUGAUCCACGCUCCCUUCCCGCCGGAGUUGAUGCAGGUGUCCCCCGAAAUUAAGGAAGCGAUCGAUGUCAGUAUAGCCAACAUCGCCAAGUUCCACAGUGCUCAGAAGGGUAGCAACGAGGCUCUCAAGGUUGAGACUAUGCCCGGCGUUGUUUGCUCCCGCUUCUCAAGACCCAUUGAGCGCGUUGGUUUGUACAUCCCCGGUGGCACUGCCGUGCUGCCUUCAACCGCCAUGAUGUUGGGUGUUCCUGCCAUGGUGGCCGGCUGCAAGAAGAUUAUCUUUGCUUCACCGCCUCGUGCCGACGGUAGGGUUACGCCUGAGAUUGUCUACGUUGCCCACAAAGUUGGAGCGGAGAGUAUUGUGCUUGCCGGUGGUGCCCAGGCGGUUGCUGCCAUGGCGUACGGUACAAAGAGCAUCAGCAAGGUUGACAAGAUCUUGGGCCCCGGUAACCAGUUCGUGACCGCCGCUAAGAUGCUGGUCUCCAACGAUACCUCUGCAGGAGUCAGCAUUGAUAUGCCGGCCGGCCCUAGUGAGGUCCUGGUGAUUGCAGACAAGCAGGCCAACCCCGCAUUUGUUGCCUCGGACCUGCUGAGUCAGGCAGAGCACGGCGUUGACUCCCAAGUUAUCCUUAUUGCCAUUGACCUGAACGAGCAGGAGCUGCAGGCCAUCGAGGAUGAGGUGGACAAGCAGGCCAGGGCACUCCCUCGUAUGGAUAUCGUCAAGGGAUCUCUCGAGCACUCAGUCACAUUUGUGGUGCGUGACCUCGCCGAGGCCAUGGCUCUGAGCAACGACUAUGCUCCAGAGCAUCUCAUCCUACAAAUCGAAAACGCGGAGGCCGCUGUGGAUCAGGUCGAGAAUGCCGGCAGUGUCUUCAUUGGCAAAUGGACCCCUGAGAGUGUGGGAGAUUACUCGGCCGGGGUGAACCACUCUUUGCCAACCUACGGAUAUGCCAAGCAAUACUCUGGAGUGAAUCUGGGGUCUUUCCUUAAGCACAUCACCAGUUCUAACUUGACGGCCGACGGAUUGUUGGGAUUGUCGCGCACUGUUGAGCAGUUGGCGGCUGUGGAAGGCUUGGACGCCCACAAGCGGGCUGUGAGCAUCCGAGUAGCCCACAUGAAGGGACAGUAGAUCCAUUAGCCAGGGAUAUGCGGUGUUUCAUUUUGGCUUUUCACGACCUCAACUCUUAUGGGUAAUCUGAAUCUUACUUUUCCACUGACGUUUUACAAAAGACAAGU